CAUGUAAGGUCAAUCUUAUCAGUGCCAAACGUACUUCCUUUUCGUAUACUACAGGAGCGAAAACAGAAGGAAUAUGAUGCUAUUUACAUUAUGCUGCUUUUUUGUAAGUGUGCUCGCCAAUCCUUUCCCGGAAGGAAGCGAUGCUGAGGCCAGAUGGGUAUAUCAUCUCGCCGAUCACGAUCAAAACUACAAAUUAACACUACUGGAAUUCCAGAGAAUUUUCUUCGACUUUGACAGGAACCAUGACAAGGCAGUUACUAGCGACGAGUUCCUUGUGGACUGGCGUGAGCGAAAUCUUGGGUCCCCGUUCGAGGCCGUGGUUCUGUUUCACCACUUAGACGUGGACAGAAAUGGACAAAUAGAAGAACGAGACAUUCCCUGGAUUCUCGCCUUUUUUGACAGAAACUUGGACGGUUACGUUGGACAAGCAGAGUUUGUCAUUACAUGGCUUAAGUUAAUACAUUCUACCCAGUCGAAAUAAACAUGAAACACUA
Saccostrea cuccullata (small rock oyster) is the source of this 494-nucleotide messenger RNA. Its product is annotated as insoluble matrix shell protein 5-like. Gene Ontology annotation, molecular function: calcium ion binding. The record is from RefSeq and is a predicted model, not a curated record. The coding region runs from base 74 to 481 and encodes 135 amino acids. NCBI's taxonomy places the organism in Eukaryota, Metazoa, Mollusca, Bivalvia, Ostreida, Ostreidae. The transcript is spliced from 5 exons.